This is a messenger RNA of Drosophila grimshawi, 1519 nucleotides long. RefSeq names its product dolichol kinase (gene Dolk). Gene Ontology annotation, cellular component: endoplasmic reticulum membrane. Gene Ontology annotation, molecular function: dolichol kinase activity. Lineage: Eukaryota; Metazoa; Arthropoda; Insecta; Diptera; Drosophilidae. Gene Ontology annotation, biological process: dolichyl monophosphate biosynthetic process. The record is from RefSeq and is a predicted model, not a curated record. Bases 16 to 1413 code for a protein of 465 amino acids. The transcript is spliced from 4 exons.
ACACUGUGUGCAGAUAUGUGCGACCGACUUUUGCCCAGACCGGUGGCCUCCAAUGGCGGCUGGCUGUGCUUGCUGCUGCCCACAGCUUUAGCCACCAGUUAUCUGCACACAAACAAGGAAUGCUCCAAUUUGGAUGCUGUGCAUCAACUUCUAAUUGUGGCUGCAUUUGGCAUGUGCCUGGAAACGCUCUGGUUUCUGCUCAACUCCAUCGUCAAAGAUGUGCCUUGUAUCGGUCUAAUGAAGUACCUGCUGAAGUCUGUUAUUAUUACAACAAUCUGGUUUAUUCUGCUGCCCAAAACAAGUUGGAUUUCUUUGAUUGUUGUUGGCUUCAUUGUGCCCCACUUUUAUCAGCAUAUUUAUAUCAGGGUCUUGCGCGGAUUGCCAAAGACUUUUACGUAUGGCGAGGCUGCAAUUCUGGUGCAGGGACUGCUGCUCUUCGUGCUGAAUGCGAUUUGUCGCUUGGCACUCGAGCUGAGCUCAAAUCCCACAACUGAUUUUGGACAGCUGAAUAGGAUUAUGCAGAGUGCUUUAAUGCUGCUGCUCCUUGUUUGCACUCUGCUUGCUGUGGUGCCUCCAUUGCGCCAGCCUCUGCCCUGCUACGUGCUGUUGCUACUGCUGGUGGCAGCUGUGACCUGUGCUCCCGUCACCCAACCCCUGCCACUGAUUGCCCUCCUCCAGUUUUUGGUCAGUGAUCAGAAGAGGCUGUUCAUCAUUGGCUUCUAUCUGCUGCUGGUGGCGCUGACCUGUGCCACCGUCCAUUGGCAGCUAAGGAGCACCCAGCAGGCGACAACCCGCAUCCGCAAGAUUUUCCAUCUGCUCAUUGUGCUCGUCUUUGUUCCCGGUCUGGUGCAUCAGUGUGCCCUGCUUUACAUUGCUACUGGGAUAUCCUUUGCCAUCUUCGUGGUUCUGGAGUUGCUGCGUCUGCUUCAGAUGCCUCCAUUUGCUGCCACACUUUCACAGGCCUUUGACUCCUUCCGGGAUGCGAAGGAUGCGGGGCAAUUGGCGCUGACGCCCUUCUGCCUGCUCAUUGGCUGCUCGCUGCCCAUCUGGCUGACACCCUGUCCAUGUGGAUUGAUCACGUCCGGGCAGAAUCCGCAGCUGUUGCUCCUCCUCUCAGGAAUUUUAGCUGUGGGCGUUGGCGAUACAGCAGCCAGCGUAUUGGGAUCCAAAUUCGGACGCAACAAGUGGCAGAAUUCAGCUCGUUCUGUGGAGGGCACAUUGGCUUUUGUUGCUUCUGUUUUGCUCUGCGUUUUGCUGCUGGAAGUAAGUGGAAUUUUGGCCAUGUCGCAAGCCAAAUGGUUUGCAACGAUUUUUGCUGCCUUGAAUGCGUCGCUGGUUGAGGCAUUCACCGAUCAGGUGGAUAAUCUUGUGCUGCCUUUGGUCUUUUACAUAAUCGUUGGACUCGCCUCCUAAUUCGAUAAUCAAAAAGUGAUAUAUAUUUUUUUACAAAUUUUUUAUAACAUUCCAUUUGUGCCAAAGAUAUGACGUUAUUUUAAAAAAAAACAAAUACAUUUUUUAA